This is a messenger RNA of Vicia faba (fava bean), 342 nucleotides long. NCBI's taxonomy places the organism in Eukaryota, Viridiplantae, Streptophyta, Magnoliopsida, Fabales, Fabaceae. The record is from the annotation of a GenBank genome assembly.
AUGUUCAAACAGAUAAAAAAAGAAGAAAAUUUGAAUUGCUUCGGGGAACUGAAUCUGCUACAAAACAGCACGAAGGUUCGCCAUCACGCCAUUCACGAUGCAAUAUCACGACCGCCUCUUUCUCCGACCAGAUUGCAGGACCACACGGUCUUCUUCCACCAUGCAGUCGUCGACGAUCAACAACAGCACACACACGCAGGAUCCGAAUCCGCACAAACUCCCUUCUCCGACCGCCAAGCCCAACUUGCAAACAACCCUGACAGCGCCAAACCUCCACGCAGCCGCAACACUCUCAUCGCGCCGACCAACCACCGUCCGGAUCCAAAUUUAUUGAAGCCAUAG